UUUAUUCAUUUACUCGCAACGAAAUUACCAGUAAGAUACAGCUGCUCUCUCUUCUCUCUAGAUCGCAAUUUCAUUUCGGUAAUCUUCCCUUCCAAUUUAAUUCUUCUGUUCGUAAACCCUAAUUCUACUUUUGGGUUGUGGAAUCCGGUCUCGUGUUUACUCUAAUGGCUACUGAGGAACCGGUCGUACCGGUGGAGUCUGCUGCGGAGCCGACCAGCGCCGAAGCAGCAGAAGAGAACCCGCCGAACAAGGCUGCCAAGUCGAAGAAGUCUAAAGAGCCUAAAGAGAAGAAGCCUGCUGCUCCUCGAAAACCUAGAAAUCCUCCAACUCAUCCUCCCUAUGAAGAGAUGAUUAACGAUGCGAUUGUCACGUUGAAGGAGAGGACAGGUUCGAGUCAGUAUGCGAUCACGAAAUUCAUCGAGGAGAAGCAGAAGCACCUUCCUUCAAAUUUUAAAAAGCUCUUGUUAUUCCACUUGAAGAAACUUGUAGCUUCCGGGAAGUUAGUGAAGGUUAAGAGCUCGUUCAAGCUUAAGCCGGCGAAGUCAGCAGUUGUAAAACCCCCUUCACCUGCGAAGAAGAAGCCAGCAGCUGCCAAGCCGAAACCCAAAGCGGCCGCUAAGACUAAGGCUGUGGCUAAAUCUCCUGCGAAGCCGAAAGCAGCAGCGAAGCCAAAGCCUAAGACGGCUGCCAAGCCCAAGGCUGCUCCUAAACCAAAACCUGCUCCAGCCAAAUCAAAGAGCAGUGCUGUUGCGAAGCCCAAAGCUGCAACGAAGACUAAAGCCGCUCCCAAGCCGAAAGCCAAGGAGAAGCCUGCCAAGGUGGCAAGAACGUCGACGAGAACCUCACCGGGGAGGCGGGCACCGGCUCCGAAACCGGCGCCGAAGAAAGCACCGGCGGCUAAAAAGGCCCCGGCGAAAAGUGUUAAAGCUAAGAAAGUGAAAUCGCCGGCGAAGAAGGCUCCGGCCAAAAGAGGGAAGAAGUAAAGGGGGUAGGAGGAACAUAGCAUUUGUAGCGGUCCUGUAAAUCCGUUAUCCGUGUGGGUGUAUAGACCCUUACAUGCCGUGCUAUAGAGGAGUUUUAAUUUGAGACUUCAAAUUUUCUUUUAUUUGUUUAUUUGUAGAAGGCGACCUUUUCUCCCCCAAGAUGAUGUAUCGCUCAGCUUAGUUUUUAAUGGAUAAAUUCUGUGAUCAAUUAGGAGCGUCGAAACAGUUCUCACCCUGUGAUCUCCACGGCCAAUACGAACGGCAUCAAUUACCAGGAAACUUUUCGUUUCUCGUACGCUAGAAUUGGAUAUGGAUUGGGUAACUGAAGUUUGAAGCUUCGUUUUUAAGCUUGGUAAA
Momordica charantia (bitter melon) is the source of this 1340-nucleotide messenger RNA. Its product is annotated as winged-helix DNA-binding transcription factor family protein. Gene Ontology annotation, molecular function: nucleosomal DNA binding; structural constituent of chromatin; double-stranded DNA binding. Gene Ontology annotation, biological process: nucleosome assembly; chromosome condensation; negative regulation of DNA recombination. Gene Ontology annotation, cellular component: nucleosome; nucleus. NCBI's taxonomy places the organism in Eukaryota, Viridiplantae, Streptophyta, Magnoliopsida, Cucurbitales, Cucurbitaceae. The record is from RefSeq and is a predicted model, not a curated record.